Messenger RNA from Sciurus carolinensis (gray squirrel), 1527 nucleotides. Its product is annotated as sperm motility kinase 2B-like. NCBI's taxonomy places the organism in Eukaryota, Metazoa, Chordata, Mammalia, Rodentia, Sciuridae. Gene Ontology annotation, cellular component: cytoplasm. Gene Ontology annotation, molecular function: ATP binding; protein serine/threonine kinase activity; tau-protein kinase activity. Bases 1 to 1527 code for a protein of 508 amino acids. The record is from RefSeq and is a predicted model, not a curated record. The transcript has a single exon. Gene Ontology annotation, biological process: microtubule cytoskeleton organization; intracellular signal transduction; protein phosphorylation.
AUGCGCAGAGAGUGUAGUGAGAGUAGUGUAGUGGCGCAGGGGCCCGGCUCCUGCUUCGAGUCGGCCCUCACCGACCAUUAUUGUGUCCUGAGGCCCAUUGGGGAGGGGAGCUUCAGCCAGGUGCUGCUGGCCCGCCAUCUCCUGACCGGGGUCAAGGUGGCGGUGAAAGUCGUGCCAAAGACGGAGGGGCACGAGCCUGUGCUACGGGAACGGGAAUGGUUGAUGUCCCUGGAGCACCCGAACAUGAUCCAGCUCUUCCAGGUCAUCGAGACCACCCGCAAUAUGUACCUGGUCAUGGAAUAUGCAGAGGGCGGGCAGCUCCGGCUUCGCAUCCCGCGGGAAGGUGGCCUACCCGAGGAGAAGGUGCGCAGGGCGUUCAGGGAGAUGGUGCAGGUCGUGCAUUACUGCCACCAGAAGGGCGUGGCGCACCUCGACCUCAAGCCAGAGAACUUCGUGGUGGAUGCCAGGGGCCACAUAAAGCUCAUCGACUUUGGCCUGAGCACCAGCAUCACGCCUGGGCAGCAGCUGACCGGGUUCAGGGGCACUCUCCUGUACCUCGCCCCUGAAAUCAUCCAGCGCAAGGGAUUCGAGGGCCCCCCUGCAGACGUCUGGAGCCUGGGCGUCACUCUCUAUUUCAUGCUCACCGGGAGAAGACCAUUCAUGGCGAGCACCAGUAAGGGGCUGCAGAAUCUGGUCCUGCAGGCAAGUUACCACAUUCCCCCGCAUGUGUCCCGGGGAGCUCGCAGCCUCAUUCAGCAACUCCUGACGGUGGACCCCACACACAGGCCCACCCUAGAGCAGGUCGUGGCGCACCCAUGGCUGAGCCAGGGCCAGGACUCUUCACCCAGUCGUCCCAGCCAGCCACUCCCCAAGCGGCCCGACCCCGUCAUCAUGACCAUGAUGUUUGACAUGGGUUUCGACCCCUACAACACCUGGCUGUCCCUGGCCAACCGCCAAUUUGAUGAGGCCAUGGCCACCUACCUUCUCCUGCAGCACCAGAGAAGCCAGGGUGCGGGCUGCCAGCUCCAGGCAGAGCCUGUGCGUCGUCGGGGGGCUGGGCCUUGCCCAGGGCCCUCAGUGGAUCCUCCCAGUGUCCACCCCAACAGGUGCACCAGUGAGCCUGCCCUUCUCCUGCCCCGUGAGCCACAGCAGCCCAAGGAGGCUAAACCCUCAGGCGGGAAGGACGCUGCGUGCGCCAGCCUGCCUGCCUUUCCUCUGCGCUUCCUCCAGGAGAAGACACCUGCUCCCAGACUCGCCUCCCAGCAGGUCUCUGGGCCCAGCCCUGGUAGGCGGGGAGCAGAAGGAGACAGCUCGGCCUCCCAGGGUACCUCCACCGGGCCAGUCCAGGACAGAGGCAAGGGCUGGAGGCGGGUCACCAGGAGGAUCUCCACCUGCCUUCGUCGACUCUGCUGCUGCCUCUCGUGUGUCCAAGGGCCCGCCUGGAGAAGAAGGGUGGCUCCGGCGGACGGAGGCCACAGACCCCAUAGGCUCCCCAAUAGCGUGGUUCCAGAUAUCGUGCCCACGUGA